AUGUUCAUUCUGUUCGACAAGAACCAAGAUUUGUCCCGCGGCAAACGCCUAGAGAAUAGGACGUAUCAGAAUGACGCUAUGAAAAAGUUUCUUCAUAGGAUCUUCAAGAAUAUCCUCAAGAAUGACAAAGUCCAGGAAGCAAUGAAGCUGGUAGAGCAAAGCAACAAGGAGGACCGAGAGAUUCAUCUGCGUACGUUCAGGAAGGCUUUCAUUAAGCAUCGGAAUGAGUGGGUUGCUGAGGCUCUGAAACAAGGGCGUGAUCAAGAGAUCUACAAGACGUUGGCCAAUGCAAUCCGACGCUUGAGGCCCACACUGGAGUUCCAGGCAGCUUCGUAUUGA
Thyridium curvatum is the source of this 339-nucleotide messenger RNA. RefSeq lists its product as uncharacterized. The coding region runs from base 1 to 339 and encodes 112 amino acids. The record is from RefSeq and is a predicted model, not a curated record. NCBI's taxonomy places the organism in Eukaryota, Fungi, Ascomycota, Sordariomycetes, Thyridiales, Thyridiaceae. The transcript is spliced from 2 exons.